Molecule: messenger RNA, 279 nt
Organism: Spirodela intermedia
Lineage: Eukaryota; Viridiplantae; Streptophyta; Magnoliopsida; Alismatales; Araceae
Source: the annotation of a GenBank genome assembly
AUGACUAAGUCACGUCAACUAUCGUAUCCUAAACAAGGUAUAAUCCUCAACAGAUAUCCUAUAUCUAUUGUGGAUGAGUUGAUCGAUGAGUUGCAAGGUACAAAUAUCUUCUCUAAGUUGGAUUUAAAAUUUAAAUAUUAUCAAAUUUGGAUGAAGGCCUCAAACAUCCAAAAGAUUGCAUUUAAAACCCACGAUGGACAUUAUGAAUUUAUUGUCAUGUCUUUUGAUCUCUCCAAUGCACCGGCUACCUUUCAAUUACUUAUGAAUGAGUUAUUCUAA